AUGGUUGGUGUUGCAAGAUGCAACAUCAUAGUAUCCACAAAACUGAGUUCAACCACAACCUAGGAAUUCUAACAUCCUCUUUCUCUUUUCCCUUCAAACCAAACCACUCACAAAAUGGCAAUUCCAUCACACAUAAAAGCUUGGGCUUAUUCUGAAUAUGGAAACAUAGAAGAUAUUCUGAAAUUUGAAUCUAACAUACCUAUACCACAGAUCAAGGAAGACGAGGUGCUCAUUAAGGUUGCUGCUGCAGCCCUUAAUCCUAUAGAUUAUAAGAGGGCUUUUGGCUAUUUCAAGAACACCGACUCUCCCUUGCCGACUGUUCCGGGGUACGAUGUUGCUGGUGUGGUGGUGAGAGUGGGAAGUGAAGUGAAAAAAUUCAAGGUAGGGGAUGAGGUUUAUGGAGACAUCAAUGAGAAUCCUAUAAACAAUCCAAAAAGUAUUGGAUCUUUGGCAGAGUAUACUGCUGUUGAAGAAAAAGUAUUGGCACACAAACCUUCCAAUUUGAGCUUUGCAGAAGCUGCAGCUCUUCCUUUAGCCAUCAUCACUGCUUAUCAAGGACUUGAAAGAAUUGAGUUUUCUGCUGGCAAAUCUAUCCUUGUUCUUGGAGGUGCUGGUGGAGUUGGAUCCCUUGUUAUUCAGCUAGCGAAGCACGUUUUUGGGGCAUCAAAGAUUGCAGCCACAGCAAGUACUGGGAAACUGGAUUUGUUAAGGAACUUGGGAGCAGACUUAGCCAUUGAUUAUACAAAGGGGCAGCUUGAAGAGCUGGAAGAAAAGUUUGAUGUAGUGUACGAUACAGUAGGGCAGAGUGAGAUUGAUAGAGCAUUGAAGGCUGUUAAAGAAAAUGGGAAAGUUGUGACAGUAGCAGCACAUGGAAGUCCUUCAGGUAUCUUCGUAAUACGCAUUUCAGAUGGUACUGUGUUGAAGAAACUAGAACCUUACUUAGAGAGUGGGAAGGUGAAGCCGAUAUUGGAUCCUAAGAGUCCCUUUGCGUUUUCUGAGACUGUGGAGGCAUUUGCAUAUUUGAAGACUAACAGAGCCAUUGGAAAAGUGGUCAUACAUCCCAUCCCUUGAGGAUAAACAGAUGAACUCAACCAAACUUGUGUAGAAAUGCACUCAAUAAACUCAUCGGCUGUGGAAGUGGUUCUUGUUAGAUGAGACAACAUGUGUAAAUUCAUGAAUAUUUUGGAGUUGUGUUUGUUGUGAGAGUGAGAUGUUCUGAUUGUGUUUUGCUUGCAGUAUAAAUAAAUAAUAGUCUUUGUGUAA
This is a messenger RNA of Vigna umbellata (rice bean), 1263 nucleotides long. RefSeq names its product 2-methylene-furan-3-one reductase-like. Gene Ontology annotation, molecular function: zinc ion binding; oxidoreductase activity, acting on the CH-CH group of donors, NAD or NADP as acceptor. NCBI's taxonomy places the organism in Eukaryota, Viridiplantae, Streptophyta, Magnoliopsida, Fabales, Fabaceae. The record is from RefSeq and is a predicted model, not a curated record.